CCACUUCCAGCUCCUGGGAAAGGCAGAGCAAGGGAUGGCUGACUCCAAAGCCCACCCUCUAAUGUCCUCAGUCUAGACUCCAGCCCGUGCCUGCUCUGAGCCCCCCUCCAGAGGCACCCCCAGCACUUCCACAGCACAGCCUCUAGCCUCCAGCUGGCAGCUGCUAGGACCCAGGGGUCUGGUGCCAGGCCCUGCCCCUCCCUUGCCAGCUCUGUGUGUCUCUAAAGGGCAACAUCAGAGUGACAGUCAGUACCAUCUCCAGCAGGAACUGAGUUGCUGGGGCAGAGGAGAGAGCCGCAGUCUCAGCCUUGCACUCCUCCAUGGGGCCAGCCAAGCCCGCAAGAGGAUGGCAGCCUGGGCGUCGGAGCCAGCGCCUGGGCAGCCUAUGAGGUGAGGGGCCAGCAGAGCAAGAGACGGGUGAUGGGAACGGGGGGAGGGGGAGACGCUCCAUUUCGCUCUCUGCAUCCCAGCACAGGGUGAAGCCUGAACGCCCGAAUGGCCAACACUACAGGGCUGAACGCCACAGAAGUCGCAGGCUCGAUGGGGUUGAUCCUGGCUGCUGUCGUGGAGGCAGCAGCAGUGCUGGGCAAUGGCGCGCUGCUGGUCGUGGUGCUGCGCACGCCAGGACUGCGCGACGCCCUCUACCUGGUGCACCUGUGCAUCGUGGAUCUGCUGGCGGCCGCCUCCAUCAUGCCGCUGGGCCUGCUGGCCGCGCCGCCGCCCGGGCUGGGCCGCACGCGCCUGGGCCCCGCGCCCUGCCGCGCCGCGCGCUUCCUCUCGGCUGCGCUGCUGCCCGCCUGUACACUCGGUGUGGCCGCGCUUGGCUUAGCGCGCUACCGUCUCAUAGUGCACCCGCUGCGGCCCGGCGCGCGGCCUCCGCCCUCCCUUGUGCUCACUGCCGUCUGGGCCGUGGCGGGGUUGAUGGGCGCGCUCUCCUUGCUCGGGCCGCCGCCCGCACCGCCCCCUGCCCCAGCUCGCUGCUCGGUCCUGGCCGGGGGCCUCGGGCCCUUUCGGCCGCUUUGGGCGCUGCUGGCCUUCGCGCUGCCUGCCCUCCUUCUGCUUGGCGCCUAUGGCAGCAUCUUCCUUGUGGCGCGCCGCGCCGCCCUGCGGCCCCCGCUGCCAGCGCGAGGGUCCCGGCUGCGCUCCGACUCUCUGGAUAGCCGCCUCUCCAUCUUGCCGCCCCUCCGGCCUCGCCUGCCUGGGGCCAAAGCAGCCCUGGCCCCAGCGCUGGCCGUGGGCCAGUUCGCAGCCUGCUGGCUGCCUUACGGCUGUGCGUGCCUGGCGCCCGCUGCGCAGGCCGCAGCGGCCGAAGCGGCCGUCACCUGGGUAGCCUAUUCGGCCUUCGCGGCUCACCCAUUUCUGUACGGCCUGCUGCAGCGCCCCGUGCGCAGGGCGCUGGGCCGCCUCGCCCGCGAAGCACUGCCCCGACCCCCGCGAGCCUGCACUCCACGGGCGUGGCACCCGCGGGCCCUCUUGCAGCACCUCCAGGGACCUACAGAGGGCCCUGCCCUAGGCCCUUCUGAGGCACUAAAACAAGCUCCAGAUUUGGCAGGAAGGGAGAGCCUGAGAAGGCCAGAGACCACCUGAGAGAUCUGUCUCCCAAGCUGAGCUGGGACUGGAGAACGGAGGGCAGUACCAGAAGGAGCCC
This is a messenger RNA of Ceratotherium simum simum (southern white rhinoceros), 1648 nucleotides long. It is a transcript of the gene GPR62, whose product is annotated as G protein-coupled receptor 62. The record is from RefSeq and is a predicted model, not a curated record. Gene Ontology annotation, biological process: G protein-coupled receptor signaling pathway. Gene Ontology annotation, molecular function: G protein-coupled receptor activity. NCBI's taxonomy places the organism in Eukaryota, Metazoa, Chordata, Mammalia, Perissodactyla, Rhinocerotidae. Gene Ontology annotation, cellular component: endosome; signaling receptor complex; plasma membrane.